Messenger RNA from Sebastes umbrosus (honeycomb rockfish), 2175 nucleotides. It is a transcript of the gene hbegfa, whose product is annotated as heparin-binding EGF-like growth factor a. Gene Ontology annotation, biological process: epidermal growth factor receptor signaling pathway; positive regulation of cell population proliferation; positive regulation of mitotic nuclear division. The record is from RefSeq and is a predicted model, not a curated record. Bases 255 to 974 code for a protein of 239 amino acids. NCBI's taxonomy places the organism in Eukaryota, Metazoa, Chordata, Actinopteri, Perciformes, Sebastidae. The transcript is spliced from 6 exons.
GCCUCUUCACAGACGCUCCUUCACUCUGCUCCUCUCACACUGGAACAUCCGGGACUCUCCAGCCCUCUGAAAUAACGAGAAGAGGUCGAAAACAGCAGGAGGAAUUAAUUCACACAAAAAAAACACAUCGAGAGAAAAAAAGAAAAAAAAAAAAAAAAGCGAAAAAGGAAGGACUAUUACAAGAAUAAUACAAGUGGAAGGAAUACAACUUAUUUUUUCCCUCGUAAAAAAAAUCCCUGGAAGUUUUGGCCAUCAUGAGGAUUUUCAGUGUUGUGCUCCUACUGCUGGUUCACACCUUGGUGGUGUCCAGACCGUCCAACGGUGCUGCAGUCGACAGGUAUGAGAGCGACAGGCAGCGGCACACAGCUGUUAUUAACUUGGACACGACCAGAAACAGGAGGGUGGAGGAGGAGAGCAGAAGCGUUGGUGCGACGACAGCUUCGGAGUAUGGUCAGGGAGGCGAGGUUGAGGAGUACGAUGGCGAUUAUUAUUAUGAAGACGAGUACGAGGAUGGCAUGUCUGGAGACUACGAAGAUCUGCCACAAAUUGCCAUGGUGAGCAAACCAAAAGACCCGUCUGCCAUCCUGGAGACUGAGAGCACUGACGGGAAGAGGAGGAGAGGAAAGGGAAGGAAGAAGGGGAAAGGCAAAGGGAAGAAGAGGAAUCCUUGCCUGAGAAAGUACAAAGAUUUCUGCAUUCACGGCACCUGCCAGUACCUGAGGGACAUCCACGCCCCGUCCUGUGUGUGCCACACGGGCUACUCCGGUGAAAGGUGUCAGUUCUUCAUGUUGUCCGUGGAGAGGCCCCAGGAGGGCUACAACCGGACCACAGCUCUGGCCGUGGUGGCGGUGGUGCUGUCGUCCAUCUGCCUCACCAUCAUAGGCCUUUUAUUGUUGCUCAGGUUUCACAAGCGGGGAGCGUACGAUGUAGAGAAUGAAGAGAAGGUCAAACUAGGGUUAGCGUCCAACCACUGAAGAGACAAAGAGAGGCAAAGAUGUGGAAAUUCUACCUCAAAAUAGAAAAAGAGAAGUGAACUGCGAGAGGAGGUCCUAGAGGGAAGAGGAUCGUACAUGAAGAAGGGAACCGAGGUUGUCGUCUUGCCUUGAACCCUCUGCUAGACGCUCAGAUGAAACACGGGCAGGUGAACAUAUUCCUAAAGGCCUCAUAAGAAGUCGGCCCACCUGAAACUGGAAUACUAAACGGCCCAGAGGAUGGACCGGAGAUGUGACGAGCAGCAUGUGACGAGCACGAAGGGACGAGAAGAAGAAGGAACACGUCUAGACUCUGUGCUGCUUCUUGACUGUGUGAAAACAAGACGUUUCAGACUGAACUGGACAAGAUUUUGAACAAAAAAGCAUUUUGUAUUUUUCCUGCACAAGUCCAUCUUUUUUUUGUGUACAGUAAACGGUAUAUUUAUAAUUUUAAUUUAUUUAUUUAAGCUAACUGUAUUUAUAGAGACUUUAACCACCUUCAACCGUUUUUAAAAUAAUGAUGUUACAGUUGUUUUUAUAUUUCUUAUUGGACGAUAUUUAUUUAUGAAACGGAAAAGCAAAAAAUGCAGAAGCUCCUUGAGAUAUUCUGUAUUUCAUGAAAAGAGAUAUGAUGCAUAACUAUCUGGUUUCUGGCUUUAAUUUAGAUGAUCAAUAGCACUGUGAUUAAUAAAUUGAUCGUUGAAUAGAUCUUUUGUAAAUUAUUCAGGGUAGUUUCUUUGAAAGCUUCUCAGGAACGCCCUGCUCACGCUCACAUUGUUAGACACAUUCGCACCUGGAAGCUGCCCAGUGAAACCAGUUGGAUCUGUCAGCCACUAAAGCAGCUCGGGGCCUUGCUCAGAGGCACAUCAGCGGUGAAUUUUAUAAGAUCAGAUCAAUGUCUGUCAUUGCAAUGCAUUGCACUGUAUUGAUUAAAGGCAACAUAAAAGCUGCUCUCAGCGGCUGCAUUGUUAAGCAACUUUUUUAAAAGGGAGUCAAAUAUCAAAUGCACUGUAGCAAGACUUUGGUAUGUUGUCAUGUUGUCUUACCACCAUUAGAGGAGGAACUCCCUCACAUCCAUGUUAAGCUGUCAUGCAAAAAAAAUGUGAAUUAAAGUGUUCCACCCUUUCAAAUCCUGUCCUGCAGUUUUGAAGUGAUUUUUAUUUAUGUGAUUUUCUUUUCCAGAACAAAAUAAAAAAAGAAAGAC